GGCCGAGUUCACCGACUUUCAAAACGGCUGUUUAACACUUAAACUACUGAUCAAGUCAUUUUUAAUGUUCACCACACGUUAACCAGUGUUUAAAGCCCUUAAACAGCCGAUCAUUAUAACCGAGGUCCAAAGCAUCGUUUAACCGUCGUUUAGCCUACCAUGUGUUGGACACAUGCCAUUUUUUCUAUGACUUUAGCUGCAACAGUUGCAUCAUUAUUUCGAAGUUCGCUGGUUUUGAGAAUAGAUAAACAUGCAGUCUGUGUUCAAUGUAUUAAUUGAUAACUAUCAAGAUCACUACCUAGGCAUUCUUGAAAAUCUAGAAGAUAUAGAGACCAGACCAAGGCGACCUAGAGUAUUUCAAGUGCGUCGUAAUUAUUACGAAGAAUUUGAUGAGGAAGCGUUUAAAAUUAGAUUCCGUUUGUCAAAACCCUCUGCCCUGAACAUACUACAACUGAUAGAGAAUAAAUUAGAAUUUCCCAACGAUAAGAAUAAUUCCCUGUCACCUGUAAACCAGUUGCUAUUGACUCUACGGUACUACGCAACUGGAUGUCAUCAACUGACCAUGGGUGAUUUCUCUGGAGUGAGUCGACCAACGGCUAAUCGUGUUAUCCACCGAGUAACUGCAGCAAUAGCCUCCCUGAGCCGUGAUUACAUCAAGUUCCCGCAGACUGAUACAGACAUUAGAAAAACGCAAAUAGAGUUUUACAAUAUAGCCAAAUUUCCAAAAGUUAUAGGUGCAUUGGAUUGCACACAUAUAAAGAUAAUAUCACCAGGAGGAAGCCAUGCUGAAACCUUCAGGAAUAGGAAAGGCUAUAUGUCAAUAAAUGUGCAAGCUAUCUGUAACGCCCAGUUGAUAUUAACUGACCUAGUAGUUAGGUGGCCAGGAAGUAACCAUGAUGAACGGAUAUUCAGUGCAUCUAGAAGGCAUGCAAUGUUUGAAUUGGGAAUGUAUGGUGAUUCAGUGCUUGUUGCAGACAGUGGCUACAUGAACAGAAGUUACAUGAUGAUGCCAUUAGAUAGAGUUGCUACACCGGCAGAAUCGUUAUAUAAUGAAUCCCAAAUUAGAACUCGCAACCCAAUUGAGAGAUUAUUUGGGGUUUGGAAAAGGCGCUUCCCAGUGUUAGCCCUUGGAAUUAGAGUUAAUUUGAAAAAUGUGCCCCCUAUUAUAGUAGCUACAGGUGUAUUACACAACAUCCUACAAAUGAGAGGGGAUGAAAUGCCUUUAGAUGACCCAAAUCUAGCCCUGCCAGCACCAUGGGAACACAUAUUACAGCAAGGAAGAGUACAGCGCUCUCUAGAUAAUAAUAUAAGAGAUGUUAAUCCCAAUAGGAGAUCAUUAAUAUCAAAUUAUUACCAAAGUCUUGUUUAAUACAUAAGUUAGGUACUUAUCACCAAUAAAUAAAACUAUAUUUCACAAAAUCAA
Messenger RNA from Ostrinia furnacalis (Asian corn borer), 1423 nucleotides. RefSeq names its product putative nuclease HARBI1. Lineage: Eukaryota; Metazoa; Arthropoda; Insecta; Lepidoptera; Crambidae. The transcript is spliced from 3 exons. Bases 251 to 1369 code for a protein of 372 amino acids. The record is from RefSeq and is a predicted model, not a curated record.